CGGGCCGGUUCACUAAAAUGCUGGCCCGGGACCGAACCGCUAGAAGACCAGGCCGGGUGGCCCGAACCGGGCACCAAUCGGUUCACCGGUCCGGUCCGGGCCCGCACAGUAGCGGGCCGGUCCGGUUCCGGGCCGGUUGGCCUGGCCCGAGUCCAUCCCUAGUUUUAAACCUUUUUUAUUAGAUAAAACACCUUAGCUAUUAUUAUUAAGAAACAAUGACAUCAAUAUUACUCCCUAGGUUUCUAAUUCCAAAAAUAUGAUCACAUUAUGUUUUCUCAAAAAAGUGACCGGCUCCCACCCGUCUUCCGCGUGAAAAUGAGACAAGUUACCCCCUCUGCGCAUCUUCAUUCUAGAUCUGCCCAUCUUCAUUCCAGAUCUACUAGUUCUCCCAUCCACCAACAUCGCGUAUCAUCUUCACUCUCCCAGUUCUGCGCAUACACCAGCUGUCGCCGUCCGCUCCAGAUCCGCUCCACAAGCUUUGUUCUUCCGUCGUGUCUGCUCCAAAUCCGCUCAAAUCCGGAAGAUGACGGGCGAAGCUUGGAUGAAGGACGAAGUUUCGGAGAUGGCUCCAAUGGACGACGAGCGAAGCUUGGAAUCCAUUGACGACGGUCGAAGCUUGGAAUUCAUUCCUCCUUCUGCUAUUUCAUCCCUUCUUCGAUUUAUCCCUCUUUGAUGGUCUCCAUCGCUAGGGUCUAGAGGACUGGUUGUUGGGGCUGGGGGCUGGGUGAGGCAUGGGGGAUCAGGUGAGGAGGGGCUGGGUGGGGUUGGGGGUUGGGUGACGCAGAGGAGUGGGGUGGGUUAGGCAGGGGGCUGGGGUGUCACAGGGGCUGGGUGAGGCGGGGACUGGGGUGUGGUGGUUGUUAGCGGUGGUUGUAGGUGUUGGCCGGAGGUGGUGGUUGCCAAUGGUGGCCGGUAACGGUAAAAUUCAGUUACCCGCUGGGAAGGUGGUGGUAAUUGACCGGAUGACAGUGGCCGGAGUAAUUUUGUGUCAGUGUUGCCACCAGCGGAGGUGGCGGGACAUCGAAGAUGUCACUGCGGCUAGAGAUAUUACUGCAGAAAUGUCACUGUGGUGUUGUCACUGCGGCGGCGUCAUUGUUGCGGCGUCACUAUGGUGGUGGUGGCGGCGUUAUAGUUGGCGUCAAAAUUUUGACAACUCUUGGUUGGCGUCACUGUUUGUUUUUCUUAUCACUAAGAGUUGUCAAAAAUUUUUGUAGUGACAUCAUAUUUUCUAAUUCCAAAUAUGUGACCUUGUUAAUCACUUUUUUGUCAAUUUUGAAAAGUACUCACAUUUUUU
Cuscuta europaea is the source of this 1294-nucleotide messenger RNA. Lineage: Eukaryota; Viridiplantae; Streptophyta; Magnoliopsida; Solanales; Convolvulaceae. The record is from the annotation of a GenBank genome assembly.